AUGCAUGUCUCACCAGUCCUCUCAUCUCCUCCCCUUGAUCCGGUCACUCGGCCUCACUUGCUGGCCGAGUUCACCAUGAAGGACAAAGUCGUCGUAAUCAGUGGCGGUGGGAGAGGAUUGGGUCUGGUACAGGCCGAAGCACUUCUUGAAGCAGGUGCUAUUGUGCACUGCGUUGACAGACUGCCCGAUCCCACGUCGGAUCCCGAUUCGGAAUUCUCCCGUGUAGCCAAGCGUGCCAAGGAAGAACUGAGCACCAGUCUGACAUACCACGAGCUGGACAUUCGCAACGUGCCUGAAUUGAACAACAUCUUUAGAGGUAUCGCAGAUGAGAGAGGUCGCUUGGAUGGCUGCCUUGCCGCUGCUGGAAUCAACUAUGAGAGCCCGGCUCUCGAUUACACUCCCGAGGAGGCUGAUCGUAUGAUGAGCAUCAAUGUCUCGGGUGCUUUCAUGACUGCUCAAGCCGCUGCUCGCCAGAUGGUCCGACUGGGAACGCCUGGCAGCAUCUGCAUGAUUGCCAGCAUGAGCGGCACCAUUGCCAACCGCGGCAUGUUUGCUCCAGCAUAUAACGCCUCCAAGGCCGCUGUUAUCCAGCUGGCCCGAAGCUUGGCCGCCGAGUGGGGCCAGUAUGGCAUCCGCGUUAAUACUCUCUCUCCCGGGUACAUCUUGACCCAGAUGCUGCUGAAUCUGUUCGACGACUACCCCGAGCGAAAAGAGCAGUGGCCCAAGGAGAACAUGCUUCAGCGAUUCAGUGUCCCCAAGGAAUAUCGCGGUGCUGCCGUGUUCCUGCUCAGCGACGCCAGCAGCUUCAUGACGGGAAGUGACCUCCGUAUUGACGGUGGACAUGCUGCCUGGUAA
This is a messenger RNA of Trichoderma asperellum CBS 433.97, 855 nucleotides long. RefSeq lists its product as uncharacterized. Gene Ontology annotation, molecular function: oxidoreductase activity, acting on NAD(P)H, oxygen as acceptor. Gene Ontology annotation, cellular component: intracellular anatomical structure. NCBI's taxonomy places the organism in Eukaryota, Fungi, Ascomycota, Sordariomycetes, Hypocreales, Hypocreaceae. The record is from RefSeq and is a predicted model, not a curated record.